This is a messenger RNA of Osmerus eperlanus (European smelt), 4228 nucleotides long. RefSeq names its product probable ribonuclease ZC3H12C. The transcript is spliced from 6 exons. The record is from RefSeq and is a predicted model, not a curated record. Gene Ontology annotation, cellular component: cytoplasmic ribonucleoprotein granule; nucleus. The coding region runs from base 422 to 3052 and encodes 876 amino acids. Gene Ontology annotation, molecular function: metal ion binding; mRNA binding; RNA endonuclease activity. NCBI's taxonomy places the organism in Eukaryota, Metazoa, Chordata, Actinopteri, Osmeriformes, Osmeridae.
GUCCUGCUGCCCACAGACGGGAUCAUAGACUCAGACACAGGGACCCUCUCUCCCCUCAGCUUCCCUGGGACUUUACCUCUUUCCUCCUCCUCUGCUUGGAUGCAGAGUGGGCUGUAGUCUGGGUCUGGAGUUUCCUUAACGUCGACACUGCAAAGCUGGGAGAAGCUCUCGGAAGUGAAACAACGUCCUCGCUGGAAUGGCCCGCGGUGUUCUCUCAGGAGUCUACUUCCUGCAGAAGAGAGUGUGUGUUUGGCUGGAUUAACUUCUCCCCGCAUCACCCCUCACUGUGGAGCCCUGCGGCUUCCGUGCCAGGAUUGGUCAGACAGCAGCCUAGCAACAGCGGUGACAGUGGGGUCAUCCAGGAAUUGCCAGAAUCAUCGAGGUCACGGAGGAGACAGGACUGGAUGUAUGAGACGACUUCAUGGGCCUGAAGGAACAUCUGGAGGAUGAAACAGGCCGCAUCCUCAGCCUGGGUCUGGAUUUGGAAUAUCUCCACGUGGAAGGCAGCGUGCGGCAGGCAGACCUGAGCUCCACGGCUGGUGCAGACGCAGGGCCCUUGGAGGCAGGGGUGGCCAGGGGAGCCCACGGUAUCAGUAUCAGCACCAGUACCAGCACCAGUAGUAGUUGCAGCAACUACUCUGAAGAGAGUGCUGCUUCCGACAGUGAAGAUGAGCGAGUCCAGAUCUCUGCUUCUGAGGUCCAGAAACCUCGUCCUCACCCCUCACCCGCCUCGUCAGCUCAGAACCCCACCCCUGGGGAGUCCACUCACACAACAUCCCUCCUCACACACAGCCAGACCAAGGUGGAGUUUGCGCUGAAGCUGGGCUACUCUGAGGAUCUGGUGCUGCAGGUGCUGGGAAAGUUGGGCCCAGGUGCGCUCAUCAACGACAUCCUGGGAGAGCUGGUCAAACUGGGAACCAGGACAGAGAUGGAACAGGAAGUGAUCACCCAUUAUGCGUCUUCCUCCUCUUCCUUUUUAUCUUCUUCCCACUCGUCCUCCUCGUCGUCUCUGGACUUCUGUCGCCAGGUGUGUGAGUCUCCCCGUCUGGAGGACCAGGACAACCUGAGGCCGGUGGUGGUGGACGGAAGCAACGUGGCCAUGAGUCACGGGAAUAAGGAAGUGUUCUCCUGCCACGGCAUACAGCUGGCAGUUGAUUGGUUCCUGGAGCGUGGCCACAGAGACGUCACGGUGUUUGUGCCCGCCUGGCGGAAAGAACAGUCGAGACCCGACGCACUCAUCACAGACCAGGAGAUUCUUCGCCGCCUGGAGAAGGAGAAGAUCCUGGUGUUCACGCCUUCCCGCCGCGUCCAGGGCCGCAGGGUGGUUUGCUACGACGACCGCUUCAUCGUCAAGCUGGCCCACGAGUCGGACGGCAUCAUCGUCUCCAACGACAACUACCGCGACCUGGCCAAUGAGAAGCCAGAGUGGAAGAAGUUCGUCGACGAGCGACUCCUCAUGUACUCAUUUGUGAACGACAAGUUCAUGCCCCCUGAUGACCCUUUGGGUCGCCAUGGCCCCAGUCUGGAGAACUUCCUGCAGAAAAGACCUGUCAUCCCCGAGAACAGGAAGCAGCCCUGUCCCUACGGUAAGAAGUGCACCUACGGGCACAAGUGUAAGUUCUAUCACCCUGAGAGGGGCUCCCUACCACAGCGCUCCGUGGCCGACGAGCUUCGGGCAAGUGCCAAGGCCUCCUCUUCCUCCUCCUCUUCCUCCUCCUCUUCCUUCUUCACCUCCUCCUCCUCCUUCUCUUUCUACUCUCCCUCCUCUUCCAAGACUCUGGGUGACUCCAUCACAGGAAAGAGCCAAGCAAGCUCCAGGAUAGACUCGUUGUCCGAGUCCCGGGGCGGGCACCCUAAGAGGCGCUCAGACUCCUACAACGACCUCCUGGAUGAGCAGCUGGAGGUACGGACCAGGAUAGAAGCUCGUAGGGGCAGCAGUGGCAGCUUCCUCCCUCCAGCUGCGACACCCUCGGGCCAGCGGGACCGGAGAGACCGGCCUGAGGGAGGAGGUGCCUCCAGGGGCCAUGCAGCGGUGGGCCUGGGUCCAGGGGAGUCUUACCCCAGGUGUGAAUCCCCAGAGCUGGGCUACCCCUCCUUGAUGAGGGCCUACUCAAGCCUGAGCCUGGUGGUGCCUCAGAGCCCAGAAAGGUUCUUCCCUGCAGAGCUGGGGCCCGGCUCCUUGCCCUCGGAUUGUAGCAGUGAGGGCAGCGUGAGCUCGGACUCCUUCUCCCCUGAUCCAGUGCUGGAGGAGGGCCUCAGAUAUCCCCAACACCACCACCAUCACCACCAUCACCCCUGCCCCGGACGAUACCCCCAACCGCCCUCUCACGCCCCUACCGGCAUGUCCCAGCACCCACACCACAGCUACCCUCUUUCCCAGGGCCUGGGGAGGAUGCAUGGAUACACCCUGGAGGAUCCUCCCUCCUCCCUCCUCCACUUCAACGCUCCCCUGGCCUACCUGCCGUCCCACCUGCAGGCCCGCUCGGGCUACCCAGGGGAUUAUCCCCACCCCCCACCCCAGACCUCCAGCCCCCACGCCCGCUCACAGGGAUCCCCUCUGGGGCGCACGCUGCUGGGCACAGCCUGGCAGGAUGAUGGGCUGUUGGAACCUCGGCUGUACGAGCACUCCCCCCACCGCCCCAGGAGGGGCUGCUCUGGGCAGGAGUCGCGUCUGGCCAGCUGGGACCCCCACUAUCAGCUGCCCUCCCAACACUGCUACGAACCCUUCUCCUUUCACAGCCUGCCAGAGGGACACCCACAGCCCUGGUACUCCCCUUGGGCCAGGGGAACGCACUCCCCCCGUGGGCCUCCAACCUCCCUGCCCCCUGCCCCCCCAGCCCUCCCCACCCACUCCUCCAUGAUGGCCACCCAGCUCAAGGAAUCCCCAGACCAGAGCCGUUACAUCGAGCUGCGGGAGAAAGUGUUCACCAACUUGUGUAACAUCUUUCCUCCGGAGCAGGUGAGGGUGGUGAUGGGGAGGAACCCCCAUGUGAUCGAUGCCCAGCAACUGGCGGCGGCCAUCUUGGUGGAGAAGACCCAGAAUGGGUCUUGAUGCUGGCGGCAGCCAUCUUGGUGGAUGACUCGGGCUUCUCUACCCCCAACACUUGAGAAGCGGAUCUGCUUGUGUGUAGCAGAAGCAUUCUCACUUUUUCUGACUGUAGAAAAACAUGCAUCAGGAGCACUGAUGUUAGCUUAGCUUCCAAAUAAUAUGCUUCAUCAAAGCGGUGUGUCUGUUACUUGAUACUGUGUAAAGGAAAAUCCUAGCUACCUUAUUUUUCUAUGUUGUUGAUUUUUUUGUAACUGUUCAGAGUACCUUCAGCACUUCUUUCUCCAUGGGCGGAAAUGUUUUGGUGUAACAAUGGGGAAAUGUCUACGUGGUUUAAGUGUGUGCAGAAAAUGUAUUUUAUUGUGUUCUUUGUUGACUUAUUGUUGUUGGGAUCCAUUGCUUUAAUUUAUUUAUAUUUUACAGAUGUUUUAAGUAAGUAUUUCAUUAUUCUUAAGUUAUUUUAAUAGCUAGCAUUCUGUUCUGGCACUUUUUGUUGCUUUCUUAUCAACAUUUUAGUUUUGGCAAUCAUACUUCCGGGGAAGGAUGAUUAGUUUAAUAGGUUUUGAAACGUUUCCUGAAAAUAUAUAAUUUGUCAUGUACCAAUCUGGCCAAGGUAUGAACCGGUUUCAGUUUCAGCCCUUCAUCAUUAGAUUUCUCUUACCAGGUGUUGUGUUGACUAAGGUGGUAAUGUAUUUUAUGAAUCCCCUUUAGAGAAGUGAAACCGAAUUAAACUACAAAAAAAGCCCUUCAAUGUUUUAGGAAAAAACCCUUCAGAUCUAUUUACUGAGUUGACUUCCCCUCCUGGUCUAGCACCCUGCCCCCUUCAGAAUAUGGGGGAUUUCUACAUAGAGUUUUACUUUUAUUUAUGAAUUUUUUGUCCUCAAACCAUCCUGGCCAUUGAAAUCACAUCAGGAUGGUUUUGGGAGAUGUGCAAAUUUGUUAAUUUAACAUUGUUAAUUAUGUCACGUAUGUAAAUGUUUGUGUCUGUGGCUUGAGUACCAUUGCAGAAAAAGAGUCUUGCCAUCUAGUCAGGUGUAACUUCAAUGACAGACAAGAUCUGUCAGUUCCUGGAAGGACUUGCUGGUUUGGAACACGUUCAAAGUUAAAACCUUCUCACGGCAAGCAAACAGUAAAUUAAACUGCAAAUUAUACUUGCGUGUAGACACUGGCACACAUACAAAA